Molecule: messenger RNA, 318 nt
Organism: Paramuricea clavata
Lineage: Eukaryota; Metazoa; Cnidaria; Anthozoa; Malacalcyonacea; Plexauridae
Source: the annotation of a GenBank genome assembly
GACAAUGUUCCUCACGCUGAGGACAAGGUUUCUCACGCUGAGGACAAGGUUACUGACGGCGAGGACAAGUCAACGCAGAGGGCAAGUUUCCUUUCGCAAACGACAAGGUGCCUCACGCUGAGAGACAAGGUACCUCACACUGAGGAUAAGGCACGCCACACUGAGGAUAAGGUACCUCAAGCUGGGGACAAGGUUCCUCAAGCUGAGGACAAGGUACCUCACGCUGAGGACAAGGUACGUCACACUGAGGACAACCCUCCUCACGCUGAGGACAAGGUUGCUCACGCUGAGGGCAAGCGUCCUCACGCUGACGACAAG